ACGUUCGUUAAUUAAUGAUGAAAGUACGCUUGUUUUACGGUGGGAAGCCGCGGAAAAUGUCGUGUGUCCUCUUCCGCACGUGAUAGCGCAGGGCCUUGAGAGCACUCGGUGAUAAGGAUACGAGCGUAGACGAGCGAGUCGCGCGUCUACGGCGACCUCGUCGUUUGAAUCGGCGUGGCUUCCUCGUGCGUGGCUCACGUCUCGCCCCUGUAAACAUGGUGUUUGGGCUCGUCGAAAUAAUUGUUUUUUUCCACGAGAUCGAUUAGACGAGAGCCGAUUUUCCGAGCGACACGGCGGGCACGACAACACGCGCGCGUUAUACCGCACGAAACCGGAGUACUAUGUGAUACUCGGCUGAACAGACAGAAAAGAUAUGGAUGCAUAUUUGCUGCACGGUAAGGCUCGGCGAUCUGCCAUUAAGCGUUUGUAAAUUGACGUUACCGAGGAUAUUCGCUCAGCAAUGAGCGGGAUUAGAUCGCGCCUCAUCAACGGCACCGCUGCGCCCCGCUCGUCCGCCUCGCGGCAGCGUGAAAUUGGAUAGCUUUGCGCUGCUCUAUUCGGCGUUAGCCGCCGUUUGUCAGCGUGAGCUUGUGUCGAGACUACCCGCAGUCGUAAGUGUUUUUCCCCUCUGCCCCCCGCCCCGCCCCCCCGCCCGACGUUCCCGCAUCCUCGUGGAAGUUGCGCCGUUAUUUGGAAAACGACACGACGAAGAUCAUCGGGCGAGAUAGGCGCUCGUGAGAUUACCCUGUCGGAUGUUUGCGCGGGCAUAUCCGUGCGACGCGCACCGUUUACUAGGUUAUGGUAGUUUUUAUAAAUACACACACGCACACCGCCCGACGCACUGCGUGCGGUCGAGACGAAUUCAUGGUGAAGUUGUUUUCUCUUUCUGCGAAACAGGAAACUGUAUGAUUUAGCGAUAGACUUGGGACAACCCCCGGUACCUUACCAUGGAACAGUCAGACACACUACAGGUACAGGUUCUCCAGUCUGAUGGGUCAGCCACGAAUAUUGACGCGCAGGCAAUCCAUGACGCGGAGAUUGUCAUCGAUCAGGGUGAGGAGGCCGUCGCUGAAGGUGGUGGCCAGGAUUCGCCGAGUGUGUGCAAGCAGCAGCCAGAAUGCAGUUCACCAGUGGAUAAUACCGAUAGCAAUGUAGAAUGUAAGUCAGAUGAUUGUGUAGACGCCGGCAACAGUAAUGUACUUGUUGACAAGGUCUGCAGCGAUGCGACUGAUCACACAAAGUCUGAUUCGGUUAAACUGGAUGCGGAGACGAGCACGUUAAAGGACGAGACUAUUGAGAUCUAUGAGCAUAUAAAGGAUGAAAUGAUCGACUCGACUUACGAAUCCUUGUUCGCCAAGGAAGACCAAAGCCUAAAUGUGAUAACUGAAUCUAACGUAGUAAAAGAAGAAAAGGAGACGACACACGCGACUGCGAACAAUGACGCUAACGUAGUAAAAGAAUCUGAUGUUGUGGAUGAGCAGUGUCCUGCGUUAGAGCAGCCUGCCAGUGAACAUUUUGAGGUUCAAGUUCGUGAAUCAGUGGAGGAGGCGAUUGAGGAGAUUCACAGUAACGACGGUAACCAGAAUAGCUCAAUAGUAACGAAUGCUGAACUAACCAAAUUAGUAAACGAAGAGACAGAAGUGGUGGUAGUGUUAGAAGAGACCAUACCGGACGUGCCGGACGCGCCUGCGAACAAUGUUGUUAUCAGUGUAGGUGACAAGGACGCUGUCAAGGAAUACAAGCAGGAGGCUGCGCUCGCUCUGCAGAAGAAUAAGCCUGACCACGAGUUCGCCAACCUGAUCGAAUACAGCGAGGAGAGCGACGGCACUAUAAUAGAGGUGAUCGCGACGGAGGUCGUGGAGCAACGGCGGAACAGCGAGGACUGCGCGGACCGCAGAAAGUGCGACACGGAGACCGCGAAGCUGACGACCGACGGCGGAAGUGAAGUGGCGCUGAACAAAAGUACAAAAGCCAGUGAGCCGAGUAGCAAAGGUCUGAUAAACUCGGUCAGCAAGAAGACCGACGCAGAGCUGAGUACCGCUAUCAUCGUAGACGAAAAGAUUGUUAUCACAGAGAACGUCAGCCCGAAGACUGAGGACGCUCACGAGCAUUCGGACAAGGAGGCGGUCGCAGCCAAAGAGGCGGGCGCCGCCGACUUGACGAAGAAGAGGAGCGUAAUUCAGGACAUUUUCGACGACUGGGGCGUGGAGAACACAGACGAAGACGCGCAGUCGACCUCGAGAGAGCACGACUCGGUGGAGAUCGAGCUGAAGAGUUUACUGGACGAGACGAAGCCGUCGGACGAAGCCGCCGCGAGUAAGCAGCCUCACCAGCAGGAGGCGGUUCCUCGCGCGGACAAGGAGUGCGCCGCGGACGACGCGCGGUGCGACACGGCCGCCGCGGACACGGCCGAGAAGAGCGCAACGACGAAGAAGUCGGCCGGACAGACGGAGAAUCAAAAGAAGAGCAAGGCCGGUGCCGGACGCGACGCUCCGUCGACGGAUCGAGCGGCCACGUCGCCGGUCGCCAAGUCGUCGCGCGCGUUCAAUGCCACGUCGCAUUCCACUAGCUCCAAGAACCGCUCCCGCCACUUAACCAGCCAGAUAGCGUCGCCGGCAGAGGUGACGGAAGUGUUGAAGGAGCGUCUGCGAGAGAAGCAGAAGGUCGUCGUGGAUGCGCCGCGCACCGCCGACAUCUUCUUCGUGAAGAAGCUCACGCAAAGAUUGUCCAGUAAACUAGCGGGCAGCCCGAUCCCGCCUCCGGCGAACCCGCCACCGUCACUGCCACAGCAACCUGCCGUCUCUCUAUCUUCUUCUACGCCCGCGCCGAUAACGACGGACAACUGUGAUAAGAAUGCAACGAGCGAGAGCGCGACGACGGACACAAGCAAGGACGGCACCUCCGACAACAAGGAGUUGUUAGCCAUCUUGGAGGGCGACGUCGACCCCGAUUGGUCCAUCCUCAAGCCACCGACGCUCACCGCGGAGGGUAAAGCACCAUCCAACGUGGAGCAGCCCGACCACGGCCCGCCGAAACUCGACCCCUUGGUCGAGCGGGAAAUGGCUCUGAAGCAGCUGCUCGAGUUACCUGUCGCAUCCUCGAAGAAGAGCACCGCGCGGAAGAAGAAGACGUUCAAGCCAGCCCCCGGAAGCAGGGCUGCUGCCAAGGACGCCGAGUCGAAGAACCCGGCUACCGGGCAGAACCCGAAGAAGAUCAUCAGCAUCGACCUGGCGAAGGAGAACGCGCGCACGCAUGUGGGACACACGGAGAUUGAACUGGACUCGCCAGUUCACGAGCAACAGGGCGCCCUGAAAAGCGACGAUGCUGCCGAGUCUCCGAGCCAAGCGACGCGCGCCGAAGAGUCGAGGUCGGGCAGGAAGCGCAAGCUCACGGAGAAGGCGAGGGAGCACGAGCAGCAGAACACGAUAAAACGGCAACAGAAGGUCUACAAAGGUAAGGUGCCAGUCGGCAAGAAGCAGGAGGCCAACGUCGCGGUCAACGACGACGGUCCGGCGACGGAGGCUCCCGCUAUAGCGGACGACUCGGAGCUGCAGAUGGACGUUGUAAAUAACGAGGAGACCGUGACGAAAGAGCUGGCGGACAAGCAGCAGUUCGACGAGAAGGCGGAGCCGGCUCUGAGCAAGCCCGAGAACUCGCCACUGAAGCGGCCGAAGCAGAGCCUCGCGAAGAAGGGCUCGCAGCCGAUCACCAAGAGAAAAGUCGUGGUGAAGAAGUUACUGCGGCAGAAGAUAUCGCCCAACAAGAAGCCCGUCAAGCUGAAAGCCAAACUGACCCCGUCGCCGAAGAAAGCGUCCUCGUCACCGAAAGUGAUGCCACCGAAGGCGCAGAAGCGGGCGGCCGAGGGCGCGUCGUCCAGCGACGCGAAGCCCAAGAAGAAGAACAACAACGAGAUCGACAGAUUGUUGCAGGACGAGGGGGUGGUGAACCUCCUGUACGAUGUGGAGCAGCCGGACAAGAAGCGUCUGGUCCCGAUCACCAAGUCGCGCGCCAAGGUGAUGGAUCUGCAGAAGGUGCAGCGCGAGCUGAAGAUCCGCAAGAAGCUGGUGCGCAACGCCGUGCUGCGGCUGCGCACAUCUUCCGGCACGGUGACGAAGGUGUCGCCGAGGUCGAAAAGGACGGCGGUUCAGCCGAGCGACGGCGCGGCCGACAAGAAGCUGGCGGAGCAAAUCGCGUCGCCGAAGACUCCGAACGCCACCUCACCCACGGAGUUUAUUCUGCCGGCGAAGAUCAGGAACGCCGCCGAUGCGUCCAUCAUAGUUAGGAGGCACUCGUCCAGCUCAUUCUCGAGCGCGUCCGGCAGCCCAAGGGUCAGCGUCGACACCCCGGACAAGCCUGCCGCCGAGAUCGCCACGGUCAAGUUGGACGACGGUGCCGCUCACUCGCUCAGGUCCGCCAAGAGGCGGCAUUCGCAAGACGAGAAGAUAAACGUGAAGAAGAGCAAGAAGAAGACGGACAAGUCCGACGCCGCCGUCGACGCCACUGCCGCUACCAGCACCAGCCCCACCGCUACUAACGUCACCACUUCUUCCACUACCGCGACCACCACGACCACAAUCAACGCCAACGCGAAUAGCGGCGCUGACGAGAAAGCCGCCGCCGCCGCCGCUGCGCGUCAGAGUAAAAACAAGGACGUGAAGAAGGUCGACAAGGCCGCCAAGCAGCAGGAACAUCAUAUCCCAGCGUUGGAGAACAGCGUCACCUCCAGUAAGGUCACUACGAGAUCGAACGGCGCGGCGACGGGAAAGGUGACGGCCAAGAGCAAGCGGGCCGUGAAGAGCAAGGUGAGCUUCGUCAGGCCAAGCGAAGCCGAGAAUCCUGAGGACUCCUCCAAGGAGGAGGCCGAACUGUCGGCCUGCCUCGCUGAAGCUGCUACCGCUCUCUCGAUCGUCAAUGCCGGCCGUUCGGGGAAUAACGCCAAUACCCGGAAGAGCAAAGGUAAAGUAAAUACAAGUAUCGUGAAAAUGUUGGAAUUAGGUAAUACCAAAACCGAGGCGCCAGGCCAAUUCCGCAAUAAGGAGAUAAAUGUGCGACGGCACGGUAAUCUCGUGCAAUUGAUACUUACGCCAUCCUCGUCGACGAGAGUAAGGAACGCUCUGACGUUGCAAGUGAUGCAGGAGUUCCGAGACGCCUUGUCGAUAUUGAACAGGGACGACAAAUGUAGGGUAGUACUGUUAACCGCUACAGGCACGAGUUUCUGCGAGGGCCUCGAGCUCUCGACGUUGUUACGCGCGAAUAAGGAGGAACGCCGGUCAGUCGCGCAAGAAUUAGCGCACGCCGUCAAGGAAUUCAUCAAGAGUUUAGCUACCUUCAGUAAACCCAUAGUAGCCGGUGUGCAGGGGGUCGCGGUUGGACUCGGUGUGACGAUGUUGCCCUUGUUCGACCUCGUGAUCGCCAGCGACAAGGCCACGUUCUCCACUCCUUACGCGAAACUGGGCCAGAUCGCCGAAGGAGCCGCCGUCUACACCCUGUCGCAUAUACUAGGCAGCCCAGUCACGAGUGAGCUCCUCUUGGGUGGUAGAACCCUGACGGCCAGCGAGGCGCUGAGAGCGGGCCUCGUUACUCGAGUUUUGUGGCCCGACCGAUUUCAAGUAGAACUGUUACCGUCGCUGCGGACCAUGGGCGAGCAAUCGUCACAGUCUAUGGAGGCGACCAAGGCUCUGCUGCGUCACAGCCUACGGAAGAAACUAGACGCCGCACUUGAGUCGGAAACGUACUUGUUGAUCCAACAAUGGUGUUCUGCUGAGUGUCAGACUGCUAUAAAAGCUUAUAUUGAUGGGAAGAUUCAGUAAAUGAUGUGCAACUACUAUCGAUAUAUUGUGACCCAACAAUCUGUGUUAGAAAUCGGAAAUGACGAUUUGUGAAUAAUACAAAUAUAUGUAAGGUCAAAAAAAAAAUAUACUUCUGGUGUAACAUUCUACGUCAACGCACGAUAUUUUAGAUAUAAGAUAUUGAAUCACUCUCAAAACAGAUGGACUAUUUUACUAUUAGAGAUCGUUUAGAUAUAAAUUUAUUAUAUAUAUAAAAUAUAUAUAUAUAUAUAUAUAAAUAUAUACAGAUACUUUUCCGCAGUAUGUUAUUAUUGUUAGAUUAAAAUAAAGGUACAUUCUGUAUUGAUUGUAA
Harpegnathos saltator (Jerdon's jumping ant) is the source of this 6141-nucleotide messenger RNA. Its product is annotated as HP1 and insulator partner protein 1. The record is from RefSeq and is a predicted model, not a curated record. The transcript is spliced from 7 exons. The coding region runs from base 948 to 5810 and encodes 1620 amino acids. Lineage: Eukaryota; Metazoa; Arthropoda; Insecta; Hymenoptera; Formicidae.